AUGCACAAAGAUAUUCUCAAAGUUGUAUUGAUUGGAGAUGGCGGUGUAGGCAAGACGAGUCUCCGUAACCAAUAUAUCCACAAAAGAUUUACCAAUGCGUAUAAAGCGACGAUUGGUGCUGAUUUCAUUACAAAGGAAGUCGAAACCGACGAUGGUAAAAAGGUUACGAUUCAAAUCUGGGAUACAGCGGGCCAAGAGAGAUUUCAGUCGUUGGGUGUAGCCUACUAUCGAGGAGCAGACGCCUGUGUUUUGGUGUAUGAUGUUAACAACUUUUUGUCUUUUCAACAUUUAGAACGAUGGAGGGAGGAUUUCUUGAAGCAAUCAUCAUUGCCGGCCGAAGAAGCCAAGAUUUUUCCCUUUAUUAUGAUUGGAAACAAGAUUGAUAUUGACGAUAGAGUGGUAUCAAGAAGACAAGCCAGAGCUUGGGCCGAAGUUCAUUCCAGCGACAGGAUGCAGAUUCCAUGUUUUGAGACAAGUGCGAAAAAUGGAGAUAACGUAGAAAAGGCAUUCGCUCAAAUAGCAAAAAUGGUAAAAGUGCCUCAAAUGGAACUAGACAUGAAUGAAAGCCAUUCCUUUUCAUUAACGAGUGACACAAGAUCUGUGAAGAAAGGUUUCUGCUGUUGA
This is a messenger RNA of Mucor velutinosus, 624 nucleotides long. RefSeq names its product 3-deoxy-7-phosphoheptulonate synthase. Lineage: Eukaryota; Fungi; Mucoromycota; Mucoromycetes; Mucorales; Mucoraceae. The transcript is spliced from 5 exons. The record is from RefSeq and is a predicted model, not a curated record. Gene Ontology annotation, cellular component: phagocytic vesicle; fungal-type vacuole membrane; vacuole. Bases 1 to 624 code for a protein of 207 amino acids. Gene Ontology annotation, molecular function: GTPase activity; GTP binding. Gene Ontology annotation, biological process: regulation of vacuole fusion, non-autophagic.